This is a messenger RNA of Pediculus humanus corporis (human body louse), 507 nucleotides long. RefSeq lists its product as uncharacterized. The record is from RefSeq and is a predicted model, not a curated record. The transcript has 2 exons. Gene Ontology annotation, biological process: mRNA 3'-splice site recognition; generation of catalytic spliceosome for second transesterification step. Bases 1 to 507 code for a protein of 168 amino acids. NCBI's taxonomy places the organism in Eukaryota, Metazoa, Arthropoda, Insecta, Psocodea, Pediculidae. Gene Ontology annotation, cellular component: post-spliceosomal complex; post-mRNA release spliceosomal complex; Prp19 complex.
AUGGCGAGAAACGCAGAAAAAGCAAUGACUACAUUAGCCAGAUGGAGAGCAGCACAAUUAAAUGAAUCGGCUAAAGAGAGGAGACCUUAUCUAGCAUCGGAAUGCAAAGAUUUACCACAAGCUGAAAAAUGGAGAAUGCAAAUACUCAGAGAAGUAGCUAAAAAGGUAGCACAAAUUCAAAAUGCCGGAUUGGGUGAGUUUCGAAUAAGAGACUUGAAUGAUGAAAUCAAUAAAUUACUCAGAGAAAAAGGACAUUGGGAGAUACAGAUAAGAGCAUUAGGAGGUCCCGAUUAUGGAAGGAUAGGUCCCAGAAUGUUAGAUCACGAAGGAAAAGAAGUACCUGGAAAUAGAGGUUAUAAAUAUUUUGGAGCUGCCAAAGAUUUACCCGGAGUCAGAGAAUUAUUCGAACAAGAGCCACCGCCUCCUCCGAAAAAAACGAGAGCUGAAUUAAUGAAAGAUAUCGAUGCUGAUUAUUAUGGGUACAGAGAUGAUGAAGAUGUACCUUAA